CGGCGCUCUCGCUUAGCCAACUUUUCUGUGGGAUUUUGAUUUCAACUCUUAUUCCGCCGACCAGCAGCGUCAAUCCCAUCGACUCCCUCCACCAGACCGCGUGGUGUGAUAUAUUUGUCUGUCUUCGACCACUGCAAGAUAGACCUGAGUCGCAGCUAUGGCUGUUGGAAAGAACAAGCGCUUGUCCAAGGGCAAGAAGGGUAUCAAGAAGAGGACCGUUGAUCCUUUCUCCAGGAAGGAUGAGUACUCUGUGAAGGCACCCUCCACUUUCCAGAUCAGAGAUGUGGGAAAGACUCUGGUGAACCGCACCAGUGGUCUCAAAAAUGCAAACGACUCGCUCAAGGGCCGGAUUUUCGAGGUUUCCCUUGCCGACUUGCAGAACGACGAAGACCACGCUUUCCGUAAGGUUAAGCUUCGUGUAGACGAGAUCCAAGGAAAGAACUGUUUGACCAACUUCCACGGCCUCGACUUCACUACUGAUAAACUGCGAUCCCUGGUCCGUAAGUGGCAGUCGCUCAUCGAAGCCAACGUCACCGUGAAGACGACCGACGACUACCUCCUUCGUCUGUUUGCCAUCGCUUUCACCAAGAGGCGUCCCAACCAGAUCAAGAAGACCACAUACGCCCGCUCCUCUCAGAUCCGCGCCAUUCGCAAGAAGAUGACCGAGAUCAUGCAGCGGGAGGCCGCCAGCUGCACUCUCUCUCAACUCACCACGAAGCUUAUCCCUGAGGUUAUUGGCCGCGAGAUCGAGAAGGCGACGCAAGGAAUCUAUCCUCUUCAGAAUGUCCACAUCCGCAAGGUUAAGCUUCUCAAGGCCCCUAAGUUUGAUCUGGGCGCUUUGCUGAACCUACAUGGCGAAUCUACCACCGACGACAAGGGUCACAAGGUUGAGAGGGAGUUCAAGGAGCAGGUUCUUGAGAGCGUCUAGAUCUUCCGUUGAUCACUCUGGAAGUAAAUGCAAAAUCCUCUCUAGAAUCAAAACUGUCACUGCCUCUGGAUCGAAGAUAGAAGGAGGAGGGGGAAUAUUCCAACUUUGUCUCCGAUCAACGACAACGAAGGUCGUUCAUGUGUAAGGUAGGCGGCGUCGGUAAUUCAAAAAGACUAUGAAUUGAUUUCGUUAUGUGAAUGCAAACAAAUAAAACCGGCCCAGCUGUUGCAUAUUUCACUUGACCUAGCUGUCAAAUGCUGUAGUUUGAUAGUAUGUGUGCUACUCUAUGUGUGUACCCCCUUACAGGGAAGUUGUCUUGCCAUUUAAUGUGGUCUUUGUCAAGGCAUAUUCAACUGGUCACUGCCAUUAUCUAUGGCCUACUCAUUGAGUUUGAUAUCUUUAGGUGGCUAGUUGUAACAGACAUCUUAAAUACACUUCACUUAUAGUAUUUAUUGUUGUUUGGCUUUAUCAGGCGGAUGUAGGGAUGCUGAAUAUUGAUUCAACCAGCUGUAGGACCUACUUACUAUUGGGCUGUCAUUGGUUAAUACAUGGGUGGGUUGAAAAUCUGUCUUGAGGACUGAAAUUUAAGUGGUUUGGGUUAUAGUUAUGGUACCUGGUGUAACAGACUCAUGGUGCGAUGCCGGAC
This is a messenger RNA of Aspergillus caelatus, 1574 nucleotides long. RefSeq names its product 40S ribosomal protein eS1 (gene rps1). Gene Ontology annotation, biological process: translation. The record is from RefSeq and is a predicted model, not a curated record. Gene Ontology annotation, cellular component: cytosol; ribosome. Bases 158 to 928 code for a protein of 256 amino acids. Gene Ontology annotation, molecular function: structural constituent of ribosome. The transcript has 6 exons. NCBI's taxonomy places the organism in Eukaryota, Fungi, Ascomycota, Eurotiomycetes, Eurotiales, Aspergillaceae.